AGCUGAACUUCUAGCAAAGGUAUUCUACCUGCUUUAAUUUCUCUUUCUCCUGUUGAUAUCUAGGAGGCUCUCUCAGUGGUGAGUGAAGAUCAGUCACUCUUUGAUUCUACCUACGGAGCUGGUGCUCACCUUUCCAAAGCAGACAUGACAGCCUCAGGGAACCCAGAUUAUGGUCAACCACACAAGAUCAACCCUUUACCUCCCCAGCAAGAGUGGAUCAAUCAGCCAGUCCGCGUCAAUGUUAAGAGGGAAUAUGAUCAUGUGAAUGGAUCAAGGGAAUCUCCGGUGGAUUGCAGUGUUAGCAAAUGCAACAAACUGGUUGGUGCGGGUCCAGAAUCCAACCCUUUGAAUUAUGGCACCUACAUAGAUGAGAAGAAUGGACCUCCUCCUCCCAACAUGACCACAAAUGAAAGGAGAGUCAUUGUUCCAGCAGAUCCCACAUUAUGGAGCCAGGAUCACGUACGCCAGUGGCUAGACUGGGCUAUUAAAGAAUACGGCUUAAUGGAGAUCGAUAGCAACCUCUUCCAGAACAUGGAUGGCAAAGAACUGUGCAAGAUGAAUAAGGAGGAUUUCCUCCGUGUCACUUCCCUCUACAACACAGAAGUACUGCUGUCUCAUCUCAGUUACCUCAGGGAAAGCAGUUCCUUGCUGUCUUACAAUACACCAACCCACACAGAACCAUCACCUCGCAUCAGUACCAAAGAAGACAACUCCUAUGAUGCUGUUCGAAGAUCAGGAUGGGGUAAUAAUAUGAAUUCCAGCCACAACAAAAGCCCUCCUCUAGGAGGGACACAAAAUGUAAGCAAAAACGUAGAACAACAGCGGCCCCAGCCAGAUCCAUAUCAGAUCUUAGGACCCACCAGUAGCCGUUUAGCCAAUCCAGGGAGUGGACAAAUCCAACUGUGGCAGUUCCUGCUUGAAUUGCUGUCAGACAGUUCCAAUGCUAGCUGCAUUACGUGGGAAGGCACCAAUGGGGAAUUCAAGAUGACAGACCCUGACGAGGUGGCCAGGCGCUGGGGAGAACGCAAGAGCAAACCCAACAUGAAUUAUGACAAGCUGAGUCGAGCUCUCCGAUAUUACUAUGACAAGAACAUUAUGACCAAGGUGCACGGCAAGAGGUAUGCUUACAAAUUUGACUUUCACGGCAUCGCUCAAGCACUUCAGCCCCAUCCAACAGAAUCAUCAAUGUACAAAUACCCUUCAGAUCUCUCCUACAUGCCUUCAUACCAUGCGCACCAGCAGAAAAUGAACUUCGUCCCUCCCCACCCUUCCUCUAUGCCCGUCACCUCCUCUAGUUUCUUUGGUGCGGCAUCGCCAUACUGGACUUCCCCUACCGGAAGUAUUUAUCCAAAUCCCAACGUACCACGCCAUGCCAAUUCUCACAUGCCAUCACACCUAGGCAGCUACUACUAAAUGCUUUUCAUCUUUGGUGAGCUUUCUCAUUUUGAUUGGAUGUUUUCUUCCCUUCUUGGAAAUCUCUGGACUUUUUGAUACAGUUGGGGGGAAAGCGGAAAAACUGGAUAUUAAUAUUGUUAUUUUUAUUAUAAUUUUUAUUGGAAUAAACAUUUUAUUUUUGUAAGUCUGCUUCUUCUGUCUCAGAGGAGCAGAUGGAUUCUCCAGUGGGCCAGUAUCAUACUUUUGUUUUGGUUGAAAGCCUUUUCUCAUUUAUAGGACCAGUUUUACGGUUGCGCAGUGGUUAUCACUCAAAAUCUUAGACAAAGCAUUGCCAAGUCCUAAGCUUUUUUUAAAAAGAGAGAUCUAAGUCUUAGAACAUGAAUGUUUGUUCCAAACGAAUGGGAAAUCAAGGUGGGUUUUUUUUUUCCAGUUUUGAGAUGUGCUGAAGAAAAAUUCACAUACUUUGAGGACCUGGUUUGCAGACACCAACUGGAAUUUUAGCUUUAAGGCCAAUGAAGGCUUGGUGGUGGUGGUGGUGUUUUUUUUACUCAA
Python bivittatus (Burmese python) is the source of this 1947-nucleotide messenger RNA. Lineage: Eukaryota; Metazoa; Chordata; Lepidosauria; Squamata; Pythonidae. The record is from RefSeq and is a predicted model, not a curated record.